AAGACUGCCCGCGAAUUCGUCGCACGCCUGCAUGAGCAAGAAGACGCCAAGGAAGAAAAGAAGCGCAAACGAGAGGAGGAGAACCCGAGUUCUCGAAAAGUGCAAAAGACUUCCAGCUCUUCAUCACACAAAAAGCCAGAUGCACCCAGGCAAACGAUCAGUGGUCAACCAGGCGAUGGCAAUGCCAACGCUGGAAAUGCCAGUGCCUCCGCCAUACCCUCAAUUCAGGCGACCACACACAGAAGCCAGUUUUCUCAGAUCCUGAAAAGCAUUCCUCUAGACCGCGACACCAGACAUACGAAAACGCAGAAAAGGGAUCUGAGACAGGCUGUUCAGAUCUUCGGUUACAAGAAAGUCUUAGCUGUCGAUGGAAACUGGCUCCUCAAGGGUAUGCAGACCCCCCUCAAGGAUUACCAGCAAACCGCUACUGCGUGGAUGGUGAAGAGAGAGUGGGCACGUACGGCGCCUCAUGGUGGCCUGCUAGGUGACACCAUGGGCCUCGGAAAGACAGUCGUGAGUCUCAACACCAUCGUGGGAAAUCCCGCCUCAGCUGAGGACAUCGAUGAGUUCAGCAAGACCACGCUGGUCGUUGUGCCAAACCAAGACAUAGCUUCCCAAUGGCGAAAUGAGAUCAGGAAGCACUGCGCAAAAUCUCGAGGCGGUAGCUUCGUGGUCUACUCCAAAUCCUUAGACUGGGAUGCAGAGGACUGCAUGAAUCAAUGGAUUGUGAUCACAACAUAUUCAGAACUUGUCGCUCAAUUCAGCAACAAGGAGAAAACUAAAGCGCUCAAGGGGAAAUCUACUGGCGACUCGAAGCGUGCUAAGCUGGGUGUGCUCUUCCAGGCUCGUUGGUACAGGGUGAUCCUCGACGAGGCUCACGCCAUCAAAAGUCACACCAGUCUAACGGCUAUUGCUUGCUGGGAACUGACAGCCAAGUUUCGUUGGGCUUUGAGCGGCACUCCCCUUUCCAAUAGGAUCGAAGAGUUCUAUCCCUACCUCAAGUUUCUGCAGUGCAAUUUUACCGGAACUUUGAGAGAGUACAAACGAAACUAUGUUUCUCAGGCAAGCUACCUCCUUAUACUAAUAUGGUUGGUCUCUAAUGUGACGCAGGACAAUGCCGAUGGAAACUUCGAUGUGCUCAUCAGUCUCAUCAUGUACAGGCGGACUAUGAAUGAUGACUUCCUGGGUCAUCGCAUGAUUGAUCUCCCAGACAGCCAGACCCAUGAUGUUUGGGUCCCCCUCUCGAAAGAAGAACAAGCUAUCUACAACGUUGUGGACAAACACUACGAACAGAAGAUUGCCAAGGUCCAAGUCAAGCAGGAAGAAACUGGCGAGCAGAAGAUUUCGGACGAAGUUACAACGAAACAAGAUGAAGCUGACGAACAGCAGAAAGACAACGCAAAGAAAUCUAUCAGAUUCCUUCAGAGGGCUCGAUUGCAGCGUCUUCGUCAAGCAGUAUCUCACCCAUUCAACUUGGAGAAGCUGUUCCGACAGAAGCUUCAGAUGGAGAGUAUUCUCGAGAUGAAAUCCCGUCUUAGUGAGCAAGUGCCAACUCCAAUCCUCCAGCAACUUCGAGAGGGUGAAGUCUUUGCAGAUGGACUGUCAAAGUAUCUCGUGGGCUUGCGAAACCUGGAAACGAUGGGCCCGUCCGCAAUUGGGGGAAGCUUCAACAUGGGAGCCUUGCUGAACCUGGUGGAGAAUGAACUCUUGGUAAGGAAUGCCGGCUGUGCUGGCUGCACUAAGGAAAAAGACCUGUUCAGACCAACCCGGGCUUCUAAUUGUGAGCAUAUCUACUGCGAGGCAUGUCUUAUCAUAGCGCUUCGUGAUGACAGGAAUAAACCGGUUCGGAAGUGCCGUGUGCCUGGAUGCUCCGCGCUACUUGAAGCUGGCGAGGCAGUGAAAACUUUGGCCCUCAUCCAUGAAAAUGCAAGUAAGGACCCUCGCUUCACAGAAGCUGGCCGAGACAGCAAUGGUGUGCAAGUGAAGCGCGAUGAAAGCAGGAAUUCAUUUUUCAUUUCCUCUUGUGAUAAAGAUACGGGCGUCAGCAUGCCCCCAAGCUCGAAGUUGACUGCCACUAUGGCAGUGAUCAUGACCUGGAAAGAGCAAGCGCCAGACGACAGAAUUAUCGGCAAGUCUCCAGGAUUCAUCAUGACCGCGAAAGCUCUGGGUCGAAUGAUGGGGAUAGCAGGAUUGAGCUUUGUCUAUUACAACGGGGCAAUUACGUCGCACCAGAAGGCAAAGGCUCUCCAGGCGUUCCAAGACAAGGACGGGCCAACGGUUCUACUCGCAUCGAUGAGAUGCGGUGGCCAGUCCCUCAACCUUACAGUGGCCAACCGGGUCAUCAUUGUCGAUCCAUGGUGGAACAAGACGCAGGAGCAGCAGGCUUUCGGCCGAGUUGUUCGAAUGGGCCAACAAAAGACGUCGUAUCUUGUGCGAAUUUUGAGCGAAGGCAAGAUCGACAAGCACAUGGCGAUGCUGCAAGAGCAAAAAUCGGAAAUCGUGGACCGCGCGCUUCAGGAUGACGGGCAUACGCCCGCCAGCCUCACCGAGGAGCAACUCGAUGCGCUCUUUUCACCCAAGGAGCAGGAAAAGAAGCCUUCCGAAGGGAAGGAGAUCAAGAUCCCUAUCCGCAAUGCUCGCAAGGCCAAGUCUUGA
Molecule: messenger RNA, 2655 nt
Organism: Ilyonectria robusta
Lineage: Eukaryota; Fungi; Ascomycota; Sordariomycetes; Hypocreales; Nectriaceae
Product: SNF2 family N-terminal domain-containing protein
Exons: 10
Molecular function (GO): ATP binding; ATP-dependent chromatin remodeler activity
Source: RefSeq, a predicted model, not a curated record